Anoplopoma fimbria (sablefish) is the source of this 3099-nucleotide messenger RNA. Its product is annotated as macrophage colony-stimulating factor 1 receptor 1-like. Lineage: Eukaryota; Metazoa; Chordata; Actinopteri; Perciformes; Anoplopomatidae. Gene Ontology annotation, biological process: positive regulation of kinase activity; protein phosphorylation; osteoclast differentiation. The record is from RefSeq and is a predicted model, not a curated record. Bases 166 to 3099 code for a protein of 977 amino acids. The transcript is spliced from 22 exons. Gene Ontology annotation, molecular function: macrophage colony-stimulating factor receptor activity; cytokine binding; ATP binding. Gene Ontology annotation, cellular component: CSF1-CSF1R complex; signaling receptor complex.
UGUAAACAAGUAGAAGGGAGAGGAAGGGCAGAGGCAAACAGAAAGGGAAGAAGGGACUCGUGUGUCAGCUCUGGAUGCUGGAAACAUCAAACCCUGCUGGGGAGCACUCAUAGCCCUACCCCUUUGUUAAACUGAAGACAUCUACAGGUUUGGAGUUGAGCCAGGAUGCAGUCCUACCUCGCUCUGCUGCUGGGGAUCGUGGCCUCUGCUGCUUCAGCCGAAUGGAGGCGUCCAGUGAUCAAGUUCAACUCUAAGGUGUUGGAGAAUUCUGAGUUGGUGGUCAGACCCGGGACCCCUUUGGAUCUGAGGUGUGAGGGCGACGGGCCUGUAAACUGGCAAACGAGGCUAGCCAAACACAGACGCUUCGUGUCCAAGGGCAACGGGAGAGUCCGCACCUUAAAGGUGGAACGUCCCUCUGCAGAAUUCACUGGAACAUACAAGUGUGUUUACACUGCUGGUUCGCAGCAACUCAGCUCCUCAGUGCAUGUGUACGUAAAAGAGUCAAACCGUGCAUUCUGGACCAGCAGCACGUCCCUGCGGGUGGUGAAGAAGGAGGGUGAGGACUACCUGCUGCCCUGCCUGCUGACCAACCCGACAGCCACAGACCUGGGCCUCCGCAUGGACAACGGCACCUCCGUGCCACCGGGCAUGAACUUUACAGUUUACCGGCACCGUGGCAUUCUCAUCCACAGGCUCCACCCCAGCUUCAAUGCCGACUAUGUCUGCACAGCCAGGGUCAACGGAGUGGAAAUGUUCUCCAAGGCCUUUUCCAUCUAUGUCAUUCAGAAGCUUCGUUUCCCUCCAUACGUACUCUUGGAGACAGAUGAAUAUGUGCGCAUUGUUGGGGAGGAACUCAAGAUUCGCUGCACAACACACAACCCCAACUUCAACUACAAUGUCACUUGGAAGUACACCACCAAGUCGAAACCAACCAUAGAGGAGAAGGUUCGUUCCAGUGGAGAAAAUCGCCUGGACAUACAGAGCAUACUGACCAUCCUGACUGUGGACCUUACAGACACAGGAAACAUUUCCUGCAUUGGCACUAAUGAAGCAGGGGUGAACAGUUCAACGACAUACCUGCUGGUUGUAGACAAGGCCUACAUCAGGCUGUUGCCUCAGCUCUCCCCUAAACUAGCCCACAAGGGUCUUUCAGUGGAGGUGAACGAGGGAGAAGACCUGGAGCUGACCGUGCUCAUCGAAGCGUACCCUCACAUCACAGAGCACAGAUGGCACACCCCAACAUCUCCCAACACGUCCACACAGGAGCACAAGCUCAUCAGAUACAACAACAGAUACCAUGCCACUCUGCAGCUGAAGAGAAUGAAUGCAAAGGAGCAGGGGAAAUACACCUUCUACGCCGAGAGCAAUUUGGCCAAUGCAUCCGUCACAUUCCAAGUCCAAAUGUAUCAGAGACCGGUUGCUGUGGUGAGAUGGGAAAACAUAACCACGCUCACUUGCACCUCAUUUGGCUAUCCUGCCCCCAGAAUCAUCUGGUACCAGUGUUUUGGGAUACGACCCACGUGCAAUGAAAACACCACUUGGCUGCAGCUGGCGAUCCCUCUCACGGCUCCCACAGUGGAGGUCCAGAGGGAGGAGUACGGGGCUGUGGAGGUGGAGAGCGUCCUCACCGUGGGGCCGUCCAGCCGGAGGAUGACGGUCGAGUGUGUGGCCUUCAACCUUGUGGGCGUCAGCAGCGACACUUUUGCCAUGGAGGUUUCUGACAAACUCUUCACUUCCACCUUGACUGGAGCAGCAGGCAUUCUGGCCAUCCUCCUUGUGCUACUGGUUUUUCUAUUAUACAAAUAUAAGCAGAAACCCAGGUAUGAGAUCCGCUGGCAGAUCAUUGAGGCAAGAGAUGGAAACAACUACACCUUCAUUGACCCCACACAGCUGCCUUAUAAUGAGAAGUGGGAGUUCCCAAGAGACAAGUUGAAGCUAGGGAAGAUCCUGGGUGCAGGAGCUUUUGGAAAGGUCGUUGAGGCCACAGCUUAUGGUCUGGGAAUGGAAGACAAUGCGUUGCGUGUAGCUGUGAAAAUGUUAAAAGCCAGUGCCCAUUCAGAUGAACGGGAAGCUCUGAUGUCUGAGCUGAAGAUCCUAAGCCACCUGGGACACCACAAGAACAUCGUCAAUCUACUGGGAGCCUGCACUUAUGGAGGACCAGUGCUUGUGAUCACAGAGUACUGCAGCCUCGGCGACCUCCUGAACUUCCUUCGCCAGAAGGCAGAGACGUUUGAGAACUUUGUUAUGAGCGUUCCCGACAUUAUGGAGGAAUCAAAUGACUACAAGAACGUCAGCAGUGAGAGACAGUUCAUCAGAAGUGACAGUGGGAUCUCCAGUACAUCUUCAAGCAGUUACUUAGAGAUGAGACCCAGCAAGGUACCGAAUGUGGAAUCAUCUCCAGACUCUGUGUGUGAGGAAACUGGCGACUGGCCGCUUGACAUUGACGACUUGCUGAGGUUUUCCUUUCAAGUGGCUCAGGGCCUUGACUUUCUGGCUGCCAAAAACUGUAUUCAUAGAGACGUGGCUGCUAGGAAUGUCCUCUUGACCGACCGAAGAGUGGCCAAGAUUUGUGACUUUGGCCUGGCACGUGACAUCAUGAAUGACUCCAACUACGUGGUGAAGGGCAAUGCCCGUCUGCCAGUGAAGUGGAUGGCUCCAGAGAGCAUCUUUGAAUGUGUCUACACCAUCCAGAGUGACGUCUGGUCCUACGGCAUCCUCCUGUGGGAGAUAUUCUCUUUAGGCAAGAGCCCUUACCCCAGUGUGGCCGUGGACUCCAGGUUUUACAAGAUGGUGAAGCGCGGCUACCAGAUGUGCCAACCUAACUUUGCCCCGGCUGAGAUCUACAUGAUCAUGAAGAUGUGCUGGAAUCUGGAGCCAACAGAGCGUCCGACGUUUAGCAAGAUCAGUCAGAUGAUAGAAAGACUACUCGGGGAACAACCUGAGCAGGAAAAACUAAUCUACCAGAAUUUGCAGCAGCAAGUCACAGAGGGUGAAGAGUGUGACAAGCCCAAGUGCUGCGACGGCCCCUGUGACCAGUCUUGUGACCACCAGGAAGAGGAGCAGCCUCUGAUGAAGACCAAUAACUACCAGUUUUGUUGA